Molecule: messenger RNA, 624 nt
Organism: Protopolystoma xenopodis
Lineage: Eukaryota; Metazoa; Platyhelminthes; Monogenea; Polystomatidea; Polystomatidae
Source: the annotation of a GenBank genome assembly
AUGCGGGAAAAUGCCAAUCUAAACGGCUCUCGCAGCGGCACCAAACUCUUCCGCUACGAUGAAGUGAGUCUGGCUUCAAUACGCGCCUGUCUUAGUAAUGAUCUCCUUCUAACUGGUCAAACUAGUUCAGGUCUCUCACUGCCUGGUCAACCGAGUGUUGCUAACGGACUUAACACCUCAGUUGCCAACCCUAUCUCGAUGGGGUCUACAGGAGCUUCUGCGACCCCCACUUCCGUGGGUUCUACCAGUAAUAGCAGCACAGCAUCUGUCGUUAAUGCUUCUAAUACUACUUCGGCGUCUACUAACUCCAUUGGAACUAUCUGUACUAGUGUUGUUGGCUCGUCUGCCUCCGGCCAGAUGGCUGCUCGUGUUCUUCUCAACACCUAUCCUCGUCUAAAAGCGAUGAUCGCCCCUGCAAUUUUACGAACUAUUAGUGAGCUUAUCACUCCUAUUUACGAUAGAUGUGCACGUAUUGCGGUCCCUACGGUGAACGCGAUAAUUCGUAAAGACUUUGCCCUUGAUCCAGACCCUGCACGUAUGACACACGCAGCGACUCUAAUGGUCAAGCAUCUCGCAGCUGGAGUAUCUCUUAUUACCGGUAGGUCUCACUUAAUACAUAUAUAA